Gamsiella multidivaricata is the source of this 378-nucleotide messenger RNA. RefSeq lists its product as uncharacterized. The record is from RefSeq and is a predicted model, not a curated record. NCBI's taxonomy places the organism in Eukaryota, Fungi, Mortierellomycota, Mortierellomycetes, Mortierellales, Mortierellaceae. The transcript has 3 exons. The coding region runs from base 40 to 378 and encodes 112 amino acids.
AUCGCUCUUGCCUUGUCAGCUCCUGAGAUUUGCUCGGAAAUGGUGCGUUUGAUGACCAAGAACUAUGACGAAGGCCAUGCGCUCGAAGUAGAUCACAUCCAGGGAAAGAAGUUGUUUGAGACUUUUGGGCCUUGCAAGGUCCACAUAGAUGGCGAUAUGACCGCUGAGAAGGGUAUCUUGCGGAUGGCUGGAGGAUCGGAGGUCUGGAGGAAGGCAGCUGGGGAUAAUGUAGUUCUUUCCUUUGGCCUGAGUUCGUUCAACACCCAAACCGGACUAGCAUCAAAGCACUCAACGCUUGAAAAACGACUUGUCACCAGAGCAAAGAGCUUAGAAUAUGUCGUGCUGGGCGCACACGAGUAUUACACAAGCGCAAAAUGA